CUGUGUGGCACUGUAUUAUUGCAAAUGAGCUGUUGAAAAAGCCUUUUUCAGGAAUCAUGGAUGCUGUGUUUUUUGGGCUUGUCAUAUUACAAGUUUUGACAUCUGUUCUGUCCUAUCCAAGUGGGGCACCAACUUCUGCUUGUGUGGAUAUGAUGCCCAGGCAUGGAGGAGUACAGCCCAAGCCAAACCCUGCUCCAUACACCAUCCAUCCAAGCAGCACAACUUUUCAGACUGGCAAACCUAUUACAGUUGUAAUCAAAGGUCCAGACUAUAGUGGUGUUCUCCUUGAGGCUCGCUCUGGAUCCGACUCAAAAGCAAUAGGAACCUGGCAGACACCUCCAACUAACACAAAGUUCUUAGCGUGUUCAGGAAACCAGCAAGGUGCAAUCACCCAUGCCAACACCAACAUAAAAAACAACUCCACUGUAUAUACCUGGAUUCCACCAGCUACAGCUAAAAAUGUGAUCUUCAAGGCCACAGUAGCCCAGCAACGCACUGUGUUCUGGGUAGAUGUGAUGUCUUCAACUUUGACUUCCAGUAAAGGAGGAACAUCACUUGAUGUAUAUAGUAGUGCCGAAAGGAUUGCCACCCCAAGGAUUGUAACCCUGUUACUUUUUGUCUUUUUGUCAUUUUGUUCAAUACAUGGUUGCUUUAUAAUGAUCCAAUACUGAUUAAGUUGUACUAGCUCAGUUACUCUAUAUAAAAUAUUUAACCAAUAAUAUACAUUAAGACAUAGUUUUAUUUGCCUCACUAAAUAAAAAUAAAUAAUGUAAUGCACAAAAAUGUUUUAUUGU
Messenger RNA from Carassius gibelio (silver crucian carp), 794 nucleotides. RefSeq lists its product as uncharacterized. The record is from RefSeq and is a predicted model, not a curated record. The coding region runs from base 57 to 671 and encodes 204 amino acids. The transcript has 5 exons. Gene Ontology annotation, molecular function: oxidoreductase activity, acting on metal ions. Lineage: Eukaryota; Metazoa; Chordata; Actinopteri; Cypriniformes; Cyprinidae.